Messenger RNA from Cherax quadricarinatus, 3790 nucleotides. The record is from RefSeq and is a predicted model, not a curated record. NCBI's taxonomy places the organism in Eukaryota, Metazoa, Arthropoda, Malacostraca, Decapoda, Parastacidae.
GGGAGAAAGUGCCUUUUGCAGUGAUUCAGUGAUUCUACGAUAUGUAUGAUACUAAAGCAGCAGUAAUCAAUAAAGGCUAUAGUGCCAGCCAGCAAUAGAGUGUAGAAUUAACAGUGUGGGAAGUAAGUUAAGCGAGUAAGCGAUAGAAAAACGACACGAAAGUAACUCUCCAGUGUUGCUGGAUGUGUAUUGGGCCAGUGAACAUAUGCUGGCCUGCUACGUAUCUUCCACCACCCUAAACCUCUGCCAGCAUCUCCUCCAUCAAACUAAUUAAACUAACAUCUCCUCCAAGGUGAAAUGGGAAGAAACAUGGCUGCUGUGGCACAACUCCGAAAAUUUCCAUCUCUGCACUGUAUGCUGUGCUCACCUAAUAGUCAUGCUAAUGUUUGGCAGUGUCUAAGCUUUGUCAGUGUCAAUUAUAUCAUGCAGCGAAAUAAAUCCACUACCAAGAAGUUAAGUGAAGAAGGCAUAAAAAAUAAGAGUGAUUCUAAAAAUGAAGAUACCCCGAAAUUUUCUGAUUUAUAUAAUACUAGUCGGUUAUCUUUUAAUUCUUCAGAAAUUGAUAAAUCUACAAACUCUAAUGAACAAAAUUCAUCACAUAGCUCAUGUACAGAUAAUCCUAAGUCCUCAAAUUCUGCUAAUUGUGUCAAAAAACAGAUUCCUGAAUUUGAAAGUAAAAUUAAUCAAAGUCAGAUUCCAGGUAUUGAAAUUAUUUCUGUAAGGGAAGUAUUGAGAAGUCUGGGCAAGGAUGUGUACAAUACUGGUAAAAAACUUGACAGGGAAUGGCCAAGCAAUAUUCCUUCUUUGGAAUCAGAGAAUUUACUUUCUAAGAAAAAUUUAAAUAUGGCCAGUAAAGAAAUAAAUGUUAAGAGAAGCAAUAAGACUAAAAUAAUUUAUUGUGGGAAAAACCUACCAAUGAAUUAUAAUUUUAUAAGCAAGAAGAAGAUUGUUCUUACAAGUGAGAAAGAAAGUGCUCUGAAUAUUGACGAAGAUGUUCUUGAAAGUGAUAAAGACAGUGUUCUUGAAAGUGACAAAGAUAUUGUUAUUGAAAAUGGCAAAGGUGUUCUUGAAAGUGGCAAAAGUGUUCUGAAAAGUGAUAGAAGUGCUCUUGGAUGUGACAAAUAUGGUAUUCUUGAAAAUGACAAAGGUGAUGUUCUUGAAUAUGACAAAGGUUUUCUUAACAGUGACAAGAAGAUUGUCUUUACAAGUGAGGAAGAAAGUGUUAUGAAGAUUGACAAAGGUGUUCUUGAAAGUGAUAAAGAUUGCAUUCUUGAAAGUGACAAAGAAAUUGUUCUUGAAAGUGACAAAAGUGCUCUGAAAAGUGAUAGAAAUGUUCUUGGAGGUGACAAAGAUUGUAUUCUUGAAAAAGACAAAGAUGAUGUUCUUGAAUGUGACAAAGGUGUUCUUAAAAGUGACAAAAUUGCUCUUGAAAGUGACAAAGAAGGUGUUCUUGAAAGUAACAAAGAAAAUGUUCUGAAAAGUGUCAAAGAAGGUGUUCUUAGAAGUAAAAAAGGUGUUAGCAGUGACAAAUACAGUUCCAAAGCAGAGUCAGACCAUUAUAAAGAUGAACAAAAUUUUAAUAAUACUGAGAGCUGCAAAAUUACAUCUGUAAAUGACCCCCUUAUGAGACAACAUUCUGUAAUGUACCAGGAAAAUAUGCUUGGCAUACAGACACUCUCCUCUAACCUUGCUGAUCAGAUAUUUAAGGGAGUCACACCAAAAGAUUCUCAGGAAGCACAAGAGGAUUUUCAGAGAAGCAAAGAUCAUCUACAAGCUCAUGGCUUAUGGAACAAGGAAAAAUCUGUUCUUCCAGAUUAUGACCUCCAGCUUCCUACAUUUGAAGAUCAAAACUUGGAUAAACAUUUCCAUAUUGUUGCAGAGCAACAGUGUGCUCCAUAUAAAAAUUUGUUGAGUCAGUUGGUAGGAGCAGACCUUCCCUGUUUACCAGAUACAUGGCACUUGUCUCUUGGUUGGACACGUUAUAAUUCUGAUGGUAGUUACACGCAGGUGGACUUCCCAGACUGUCAUGCAAUUGUUUUUGAUGUGGAAGUUUGUGUGAUGGAGGGAAACCAACCAACAUUAGCUACAGCUGUAUCUGACAAAUAUUGGUACUCCUGGUGUAGCAGUCGUCUAAUAAAUCCUCACACUGCAUGUAGUAAUAGUGUUAGUUUAGAUGACCUCAUUCCACUUGAAUCAUCUAGCAGUUUAGGUUUCCCAGAUUUUAAGACUAAAGAUGUUCCUAGAGUUGUUGUUGGACAUAAUGUAAGUUAUGACAGAAUUAGAGUUCGUGAACAGUACCUAUUGGAGGGAUCAUCCCUACGUUUUGUAGAUACUAUGUCGCUGCACAUAGCUUCAAGUGGUCUAACUUCUGAACAGCGUACUUUAUUAAUGAAAAACAAAAGCAGUGCUAAAAAAGUAACACUGCCAUGGAUGUUUGCUGGCUGCCAGAACAGUCUUGCUGAUGUUUACAAGUUUUAUUGUAAAGCAGGAGAGCUUGAAAAAAGUACUCGAAACAUUUUUUUGAAUGGCAGCAUGAGGGAUGUAUUUAAUGAAUUUCAGAGCCUUAUGAAUUAUUGUGCCAAUGAUGUGAAAGCAACUCACAUGGUCUUAGUUAAAUUGCUACCAAUAUUUUUUAAAAGAUUUGCUAAUCCUGUUACAUUUUCAGGAAUGUUAGAGAUGGGAUUAACUUUCCUUCCAGUUACAGAAAACUGGAACAAAUAUAUUAAAUCAGCAGAAGCAGAGUUCCUCCACGUAGAAAGAUUGUUAAAUGAAGAGUUGGUAAAACAAGUUCAAGCAGCUCUUGCAUUUAUGGAAGAUAAAAAAUAUGAACUGGACCCAUGGCUGUGGGACCUUGACUGGUCAUUACCUAAAGGAAAAGUAAGGACUCUUCGUGGGUACCCAAAUUGGUAUAGAAAGCUAUGUGCUCGUAUUGGUGACAGGGAAGGCACUCCAGAACCUGAAAAUAUGAGCACCAGUUUACGAGUUGUACCAAAAUUGUUAAGACUCUCUUGGAAUGGUUUUCCUCUUCAUUAUGACAGACAGUAUGGUUGGGGUUUUCUGAAACCUUUGUUCAGGAAUAUUUAUGAAAUACCAUUGCCCGAAAUUCCUCCAGUUGAUGACUCAGCUAAAGACAAAGCAGUCUUUCCUGUGAAGGUGCUCUAUGAGAUGUGCUCUCCUCAACAAACUGAAAUUAAACCUCAUACUGAACUGAAGGAAAAAGAAAAGUGUAAUUCACUAGACACUGAAGAAGGCUGGGAUUUUGAUCUGUCAGUGGAUCAGUUUCAAAGUUCUAAUACUUCUAAUAGAUUUGCUAAACAAAAUGAUACCUUGAGGGACAUAGGCAUUCCUGGUGUUGGCUUUGUACCAUUACCACACAAAGAUGGGGCUGCAAAUCGUGUUGGAAAUCCAUUAGCCAAAGAUUUUCUGAAUAAAAUUGAGGAUGGGACUUUAAGCAGUCACUUUGGAGAUAUUGCUGAACUUGUGCUGAAGACUACUAAAACCUUGUCCUACUGGAAGAAUAAUCGAGAUCGUGUACUGUCGCAAAUGGUCAUUUGGUACAAUGACUCCUCUUUACCACAGUCUGUUGCUUCAGCAGGUAAGGGUUUUUGAAAAUCUAUUUAUUUACUUUCAAACAUUUAGAUAAACUCAUGGGAGUGAAAUACUUGAUUUCUUUUCUAUUUCCAUUAAUCCUUAUUCAUCCUUCUUUGAUACUAGAUAUACACCUAGCAGGUUCAGCCCGUCCUCUUAACAGAGUAUUUCUCUGUUGAUAUGACAGUCAUAUGGGUGACUG